Molecule: messenger RNA, 516 nt
Organism: Didymodactylos carnosus
Lineage: Eukaryota; Metazoa; Rotifera; Eurotatoria; Philodinida; Philodinidae
Source: the annotation of a GenBank genome assembly
AUGUCAAAUGUAUUAACAGCAAAUCAAUUAGAGCUUUUCAAUUAUGCCUUUCCAACCGCUACAUUAAUACUUGCCAGCAAUAAACCACAUACUAUUCCGCGUGAAUUACUUCGUCAAGUAAAAGAAAUCGGUUGUGAUAAUUUCGGGCUAAGUCGAUAUGUGUUAACAUAUCCAGCAUCUCAAGUAAUUAAUUUACUAAGGACAUCUUCGUGGUGUACGGUAUGGAUUUUAUUCUCAAAAUCCUUCAAAUUCAAGAAUCCACAUUUUAAUAUUGAAGAUUACAACGAUUUAUUACAACAAGAAAAUAAUAAGAUUGUAUUUAAUAAAGGUUAUCACAUGAGUCUAUGUUAUGGGACUCUAAUUUCAAUGAAUAAAUUUCAUUGGUAUUCAUCUAACUAUCAUUAUGAGAAGAAAUCCAACUGGAUAAUAAGAUUUAUUGCAAAUAGAGCUGAAUUAGUUGAAAUGAGUAAUCGAACAGUAUUACGAAGAGUAAUUACAGCAGAGCAUUUGGAUUGA